Messenger RNA from Impatiens glandulifera, 1446 nucleotides. RefSeq names its product probable ethanolamine kinase. The transcript is spliced from 11 exons. Lineage: Eukaryota; Viridiplantae; Streptophyta; Magnoliopsida; Ericales; Balsaminaceae. Gene Ontology annotation, cellular component: cytoplasm. The record is from RefSeq and is a predicted model, not a curated record. Gene Ontology annotation, biological process: phosphatidylcholine biosynthetic process; phosphatidylethanolamine biosynthetic process. Bases 134 to 1258 code for a protein of 374 amino acids. Gene Ontology annotation, molecular function: ethanolamine kinase activity; choline kinase activity.
AUGAUUCCUCACCCGCCGCAUCUCACAGAAAACCAUUCGAAGAGAUAGAUCCCCAAUUAAGCAAUUAAUUCCCCGGCAUAAAUGAUGAAAUCCGCUCAAUUUCUCGAGUUUUCAGAUUCGUUUACGAGAGAGAAUGACAGAAAAGAUCUUGACCGCCAUGGACGCCGCUUGCGAAGCUCAAACGAAUGGAACAGGUUCGGAGAUGCCAAAGUCAUCUAUCUCCGUCGACCAUUCUCUCCCCAUCGACCAAAUGAAACCUCGCAUCGUAGAGCUCUUAAAGGAUCUCUUCAAGAAAUGGACGAAAUUGGAUGAUUCACACUUUUCUGCUGAAAAAGUUGCUGGUGGCAUCACAAAUCUCUUGUUGAAAGUGACUGUGAUGGAGGAAAAUGGAGAUGAAGUAAUGAUGACAGUUAGAUUGUAUGGUCCUAACACUGAGUAUGUCAUUAAUCGCGAAAGGGAACUGCUAGCGAUUGGGUACCUCUCGGCAGCAGGAUUUGGUGCCAAGUUGCUUGGAGUUUUUGGGAAUGGCAUGGUGCAGUCAUUUAUUGAUGCUAGGACAUUAACUCCAUUGGAUAUGAGAAAGCCUGAGCUUGCUGCUGAGAUAGCAAAGCAACUUAAUAGAUUCCAUAAAGUGGAAAUUCCAGGUCCUAAAGAGUCCCAAUUGUGGAAUGACGUUCUCAAGUUUCUCAACAAAGCAUCCUCUCUUUCGUUUGAUGAUAAUGAGACGAAGCAAAAGGCAUAUGACACCAUUUCUUUCGACGAAGUUAGCGCUGAAGUUACUCAGCUCAAGGAGUUAACUGAAAAUCUUCAUGCUCCUGUUGUGUUUUCUCAUAAUGACUUGCUUUCUGGAAACUUAAUGUUUAAUGAUCAAGAAGAGAAACUCUACAUCAUUGAUUUCGAGUACGGAUCUUACAGUUACAGAGGUUUCGACAUAGGAAAUCACUUUAAUGAAUACGCUGGCUACGAUUGUGACUACAGCUUGUAUCCAAGUAAGGAUGAACAAUAUCAUUUCUUUAGACACUAUUUGAAAGCUGAGAAACCAGACGAGGUAAGCGAAGAGAGUCUUGAAGCUCUUUAUGUUGAGACAAAUACAUAUAAAUUGAUCUCACACUUAUAUUGGGCUUUAUGGGCAUUGAUCCAGGCGAAAAUGUCUCCAAUUGAUUUCGACUACCUUGGAUAUUUCUUCCUGCGAUACAACGAAUACAAGAAGCAAAAGCCAGAUGCCAUCUUGAUGGCAAAGUCGUACCUCUCUAGCUAAGUCCUGCAAUUCGAUGAAAUCUAUUUUUGAUGUUUUGGUGUAAAAUUUUGGAUAAUUGUUUUCAAUCAGGUUCAUGUACUGUAACAAUAGAAGUCUCAUUUUCCUAGAAUAAGUUGUUUUCAAUCAGGUUCAUGUACUGUAACAAUAGAAGUCUCAUUUUUCUAGAAUAAGUUGUGAAUUUGAGUUUG